AUGGAUUACCAACCGUUCAAUAGCCAGCAUGCCUCGUUUGGCGGCCCGUUCUCCACCCUGCCAGGCACACCCGCUCACCUCGCCCAGCCCACGCAUUCCCCGCAACAGCAACAGCAGUACGGUGACCCACACGGCCGGUUCUUGCAAUCAACUCCAUCACCGUUUCCCUACGGCCAGCAGCAGUUCCCGAACAAUGGCCAGCCAGGUGGUGGAUACCCAAACAUGGGUGGUGGAGUCGCGCCCAAUGGUGGCUUGAUGCAGCCUGGAGGAGGAGGCAUGCAGCACAACCAGCUUCACCAAGCCAGAGUUCUUCAACAGCAACAGCAACAUCAGCAGCAGCAGCAACAGCAACAACAUCAACAACACCAGCAGCAGCAGCAACACCAGCAGCAGCAGCAGCAGCAGCAACAACAACACCAGCAACAACAGCAACAACACCAGCAACACCAGCAACAUCAGCAACAUCAGCAACACCCAUCGUUGUCCUCCCCGAGCCCCUACUCGUCAGCGCCCUAUUCACAAGCCAUCCCCUCGCCAGCAAACCCCCAGUUCAUCCAAAACCGCCAGACCGCCUCACCCUCCAAUGCAAACAACCACGGCAGCCCGUAUGCCAACAACCCACAGAUGCAGCAGCCGUCACCGAGCCUUCCAUCGAAUACGCCACAACCGAUGAAUCCGGGGUCAGCGGGCCAGCCACAGGCUCAGCAGAAUAUGCAGGUACAAACGCCGGUGAAGACGCUCCCACAAUCCCCGGUCUCUCCGGUCGCGCAGGCUCGCGACAAGGAGCGCGUGACAACGUUGCUGGAAAUCAACACAUUACUGCUGAAAGAGGUGGUUGAGUUGCAGAACCAGGGGAAGGCCGGGCAGAUCGUUCCACCGCCGGCCGGGCAGGAGGUUAAGCCAGAAGACAAGCCCAAGCCCUCGAACGAAUAUAUCGAUUGCAUGCGCCGUCUUCAAUCGAACCUCGCCUUCCUUGCCCAAAACGCAGAAAGCAAUAAAAAGCCCAACCAGCCAAUCCAACCCGGACCCGCAAUCAUGACCGCGCCCUCUUCCCCCCCAGAGCUCAUCGAAAUGUACACAAGACUACAGGGCCUCUACCCCGGCUGGAAAGGCCAGCAAGGACAAAUGAAAGCCUCGCCCGGCCCGGGACGUUUGAACUCGACGUCCUCGAACGCAGGCAGCCUCAGCGGCAUGCAGCCGCCCAACAGCGCCGGUCUGCACAACAACAUGCAACCCCCAAACAGUGCAGGACUGCAGUCGAACAUGCAAUAA
Aaosphaeria arxii CBS 175.79 is the source of this 1272-nucleotide messenger RNA. RefSeq lists its product as uncharacterized. NCBI's taxonomy places the organism in Eukaryota, Fungi, Ascomycota, Dothideomycetes, Pleosporales. The record is from RefSeq and is a predicted model, not a curated record. Bases 1 to 1272 code for a protein of 423 amino acids. The transcript has 3 exons.